AUGACCCGCGCCCCGCCCCCAGGCCUGCUGGAGCUGUCGCCGGUGGAGCGCGGCGUGGUGAGCAUCUUCGGCGUGGCCAGCCGCUUCUUCGUGGCCAUGAGCCACAAGGGCAAGCUGUACGGCUCGCCUUUCUUUUCCGACGAGUGCAAGUUCAAGGAGACGCUUCUCCCCAACAACUACAAUGCCUACGAGUCCUACAGGUAUCCUGGAAUGUUCGUAGCUCUGAGCAAGAACGGAAAGACCAAGAAAGGGAACCGUGUGUCCCCCACCAUGAAGGUCACCCACUUCCUCCCCAGGCUGUGA
Molecule: messenger RNA, 303 nt
Organism: Carlito syrichta (Philippine tarsier)
Lineage: Eukaryota; Metazoa; Chordata; Mammalia; Primates; Tarsiidae
Gene: FGF4
Product: fibroblast growth factor 4
Exons: 2
Coding region: 1-303 (100 amino acids)
Biological process (GO): fibroblast growth factor receptor signaling pathway; regulation of cell migration; positive regulation of protein phosphorylation
Cellular component (GO): cytoplasm
Molecular function (GO): growth factor activity; fibroblast growth factor receptor binding
Source: RefSeq, a predicted model, not a curated record